Messenger RNA from Adineta ricciae, 1527 nucleotides. The record is from the annotation of a GenBank genome assembly. NCBI's taxonomy places the organism in Eukaryota, Metazoa, Rotifera, Eurotatoria, Adinetida, Adinetidae.
AUGAAUAUCGACGAAGAUGUCAAUCCAUUUGCUGAUCCAUCGAUUCAGCAAGCAACUCAGCAAACAUUCACAAAUCAGCAGACACUCAAUGAGUACAAUCCAUUUUCCAAUGCGACUGUUGCUGCAAAAACAGCACCAGUGAAUGCGGGUACAUCUACACCAUCAUAUCAAUCAGCGGCACCUCCGACGGCUGCUCAACAAACAAAUCGAAUUGAUUUCAGUCAAUUAGAACGACAACAAGCCGAACUUGAACAACGUGAAAAGCGUCUUGCAGAUCGCGAACGAGAAUUGAGAAAUCUACAAGCUCCACAUCGUGACAAAAACUUUCCACCACUACCAGCUUGGUGUCCACUUCGUCCAUGUUUCUAUCAAGAUAUCGGCGUUGAAAUUCCACCUGAGUUUCAAAAAUGGGUUCGUUAUCUUUACUAUCUCUGGUUACUAUAUUCAGCAACAUUGGUUUUAAAUAUGAUAGCAGCCUUCUCUUAUCUAAUGGUUGAUAAAAACGGCGCAGCGACAUUUGGUCUCUCGAUACUUUACUUGUUUUUAUUUGUUCCUUGUUCAUACGUCUGUUGGUUUCGACCAAUCUAUCGAGCGUUCAGAAAUGAAAAGAUCGAAUCUCUCAAUUUAUUCAUACGUCCGGUCAUAUCAACGGAUAUUUAUGACUUGAAAGUUCUAUUCUCCGAUUGCAAUCUGUUCCAACGAGCAACCAUCGACUUUUCCAUGUAUUACUUCGCAUUUCGACCUAAGCAUUCGUAUAUAAUCACAUCCAAACAUGGACUUCUCGCUCAUGCCUCGAUUAAACAAUGGAAUCUCUCGAAGAAUUCACCGGCAAUCGUACUUGUGCUUGGUCUCGUCUAUGUUCGAUCAGAUUAUCGAAAAUUCGGUAUUGGAGAAUUGCUCACGAACUAUGUUCUGAAACUCAAGUCAGACGAUCCCGUUUGUAUUCAUGCAAAUAUCCUAACGCAGCAUUUACCAUUUUAUAUUCGUUAUGGUUUUCAAGCGUCAUUUUCGCUAGUGGGUUUAGUUGGUAAAUUAAAUGAAUUUUAUAAUUUGACCAAUGUCAUCGAGGAAGAAAUUCUCAUUCAACAAUAUGAACUAUCCGAUAUACUCGAUGUCGCUGCGUAUGAUAGUCGUAUUUAUCCGACGUACCGAAUUCAUUACUUCGAACAAUUGCGUGAGCAUAUCUAUUCAAUUGCUGGUUAUGUCGCACGUUCGAUAAAGACGAAUGCCAUCUUAGGAUAUGUUAUUCUCAACUUCAGUCAAGAAUUCAUCAAAUGCGGACCAUUGUAUGCAGAAAAUAUCAACAUAGCGCUGUUAUUGUUGAGGCAAUGUGCGACUGAUUAUGAUGGUAUGAUGUUGCUGGCUUUACCUGAAGAUAAUCGAAUUGCCUUGAAAAUGUUCGAGUCGAAACAUUAUAAACAGACGCAUAUUCUCCAUCGGGUUCAUACAGGCAACGAAAUUCUCUUCCAAGACAAAGUCUUCGAACGUAUUUGGGCAAUUACAGACGACUGGCUUUCGUUAAUUUGA